Molecule: messenger RNA, 2273 nt
Organism: Klebsormidium nitens
Lineage: Eukaryota; Viridiplantae; Streptophyta; Klebsormidiophyceae; Klebsormidiales; Klebsormidiaceae
Source: the annotation of a GenBank genome assembly
CUCUGAGUCUGAGUCUGAGUCUGAGCAGGGCUUCUCUUGGAAUCAGAUGCAGAGCGCUAGGAGCUAGGUAGAUGAUGCAGAGGGGCACUUGCGGAAGACGACGUGUUCGUGAAGACUGGCAGAAAGGAAAGGAAUGGAGGCAGGGCGCGAGACGGCCAAUACAGGAAAAUUGAAGUUGCUUUGCUGAUUGUGGAAUCCCUGAUCAAGCAAACAUCAUAGCUGAAUGAGCGGGUACAUGAGCGGACAACACUCACAGCCACGCAGCUGUGUGUAUCAUCGGGCAGUUCAGGAGUUUGAGUAGUAGCUUCUGGCCUAUGCGAGCCAGGGAUCGCUAGAAUGGCGGCGGAUGAGAUGCAGAAGCGAGCAGAACUAAGACGGGCGAUUGGCGAACUGAGCGAAAGGGGCCUUGUGCAAGCCGCAAAAUGGGCUGCCGAGCAACUGGUCGGCCUCUCGGACGCGGACGGCCCCUCCACGUCCGGUGGCGUGUCCGCAACUCCCUCCGUAACCACACGGAAGUCCCGCAAGAAAGAGCCCUCUGCUCUCAAAGGUUGCCUGUCGCUAGAAGAAUCAGAGCAGACGAAAUCGGAAGAGGACGUGCUUUUGCUGGGGAAAGUGCUGUUCGACUCGAAGGAGUACAGGCGAGCGGCGCAUGCGUUGCGGGAGUGCACGAGCAAACGGGGGACGUUUCUGCGGUGUUACGCAACAUACUUGGCUGGCGAGAAGCGGAAAGAGGAGGAGAUCGUGGAGGUGGCGGGUCCGCUGGGGAAGAGUGACGUCAUCAACCAAGACCUGGAGAGCCUCGAGGCGGAGCUGGGGGGGCGCUACUUGCAAGGGCAACUCGAUGCUUUUUCCACGUACUUAUACGGCGUCGUUUUGCAUCAGCGGGAAAAAAAGGCGGAGGCACGGAAGGCCCUCGCCAUCAGUGUGAAUGCGUACCCCUGGAACUGGAGCGCCUGGCUCGAGCUGCAAGAGCUCUGCACCAAACUGGAGGACUUGCCGACGCUCGCGCUAGAGCCGCAUUGGAUGCGCGACUUUUUCCACGCGAGCCUCGCGCUGAAGGAGCAGAAGAACGAGGAGGGCCUCCAGCAGUACCGCGCGCUCGCGGCCGCGUUUCCGCGCAGCGACUACGUCGUCGCGCAGACCGCCACCGCGCACUACAACCUCCGCCAGUUCGACGAGGCUCAGGAGCUGUUCGAGCAGCUGCUCAAGUCGGACCCGUACCGCGUCGAUGGGCUUGACAUCUACUCCAACAUUCUGUACGUCAAGGAGUGCUUCUCGGCGCUCAGCUACCUGGCGCACAAAGCGGUGCUGACCGACAAGUACCGGCCCGAAACCUGCUGUAUCAUAGGAAACUACUACAGCCUAAAAGCGCAGCACGAACGGGCCGUGCUCUACUUCAAGCGGGCCCUAAAAUUGAACAGAAACUAUCUUUCGGCGUGGACGCUUAUGGGCCACGAGUUUGUCGAGAUGAAGAACACACCCGCCGCCAUCGAUGCUUACCGAAGGGCCGUAGAUAUCGACCCUAAGGACUAUCGAGCGUGGUACGGACUGGGCCAGACGUACGAGAUCCUCGCGAUGCCAUACUACGCGCUGUACUACUAUCGGAGAGCGACGCAGCUUAGGCCCAAUGACCCGCGCAUGUGGUGCGCAAUGGGCCAGUGUUACGAGAACGAGCAGCUAGGGAUGCAAGAAGCCGCUAUCCGGUGCUACCGGCGCGCCGUGAGCUACGAGGACCGCGAGGGGAUUGCGCUGCACAAGCUCGCGCGCCUGCAUCAACAGCUAGAGCAGAUGGACGAAGCGGCGCACUACUUCCGGAAGAACCUCGAGCGGAUGGAACAAGACCAGGCGGACGGGCGCGACGUGGUGGAGGCGCUGGUGUUCCUGGCCGCGUACUGCAAGAACCAGGGCCUAUUACACGAGGCGGAGCAGUACUGCACCAAGCUCAUGGACUAUGGGGCCCCGGAGAAGGAGGAGGCCAAGGCAAUCUUGCGAGAGAUCCGGAGCGUCCAAGAGCACGGCGUUCUAUCCCCACAUAUGGACCUCGAGAGUUAUACGCCUUGACGGAGCUCCGGAUGUUGACCUUAGGCGUGGCCUGUGGAACAGGUUGCGUGUCCAGCAGACUGGAGUGGUGCCCAUAUCAUGCGUCAAAUUCUUACAUGGCAAUGAGUCUCAGCAUCUCAUGUCAACUCUAAAGGACGCCGAGCUUCACAAAUGUUAAUCUGAACUCAAUCACAUCCUUGCUAUGUAUUUUGGACAUAGAAGAAACGUCUUCC